Lolium perenne is the source of this 2052-nucleotide messenger RNA. RefSeq names its product U4/U6 small nuclear ribonucleoprotein Prp31 homolog. Lineage: Eukaryota; Viridiplantae; Streptophyta; Magnoliopsida; Poales; Poaceae. The record is from RefSeq and is a predicted model, not a curated record. Gene Ontology annotation, biological process: spliceosomal tri-snRNP complex assembly; mRNA splicing, via spliceosome. Gene Ontology annotation, cellular component: U4/U6 x U5 tri-snRNP complex; precatalytic spliceosome; U4 snRNP.
UCUCCCUUGUUUUUUUCUUUUGAGAUUUGAGAAAUCUCUUUCCCCUUCCUCUCCUAAUGCGGUUCUCGACCGCAGCUUUGCCCUAGCUUGGCCUCGCCGCGACGCCUAACCCACAGCUCCUCCGCCCCUCACGCGAGGCGCGUCACCUCCAACUCCCCCGCUUCUCACGCGCGGCGCCGCGUCCCUGCAGUCUCCACCCCGUCUGGAAUCUGGCCCCCAUUGGUUUCUGAGGUCUAGCCUGGAGCGGAGCUCUUGCUGUUUCCGGGGAAGCUUGGGCUGAAAUCAUGGCAAACCUUGCUGAUUCUUUCUUGGCCGAUCUUGACGACCUGUCAGACAAUGAAGCAUAUCCUGAAGAAGACAAUGCCGAGGCAGCGGGUGUGGAUGAGGAUGGUGAUGAUGACAUGCUUGACCUUGAGGCCCUCAAUUAUGAUGAUCUAGACAGCGUCUCAAAGCUGCAGAAGACUCAACGUUAUAUUGACAUAAUACAAAAAGUCGAAGGAGCGCUUGAGAAAAACAUAGACUUAUCUAAUCAAGGAUUCAUUCUAGAGGAGGAUCCAGAGUACCAGCUUAUUGUUGACUGCAAUGCUUUAUCAGUAGAUAUUGAGAAUGAGCUCAUUAUAAUCCAUAAUUUCAUACGUGACAAGUAUAGGCUGAAGUUUCCUGAGCUGGAAUCCCUUGUUCAUCAUCCGAUUGAUUACGCUCGUGUUGUUAAGAAGAUUGGAAAUGAGAUGGAUUUAACACUUGUAGAUCUGGAAGGGCUUUUACCUUCUGCAGUUAUAAUGGUUGUCUCCGUUACAGCAUCAACAACUAGUGGGAAGCCUCUUUCUGAGGAGAAUUUGGUGAAAACAGUUGAAGCAUGUGACAGAGCCCUAAAUCUUGAUGCCGCAAAGAAGAAGGUGCUUGAUUUUGUAGAGGGCAGAAUGGGUUACAUUGCACCAAACCUCUCUGCCAUUGCUGGCAGUGCUGUUGCUGCAAAACUGAUGGGAAUUGCUGGUGGUUUGGGAGCACUUGCAAAAAUGCCUGCUUGCAACGUUCAGUUACUUGGAGCAAAAAAGAAAAAUCUUGCUGGGUUUUCUAGUGCCACAUCUCAGUUUCGUGUUGGCUAUCUUGAACAUACAGAAGUAUUUCAGAGCACCCCUCCAGCCCUGAGGACACGUGCUUGCAGACUUAUAGCUGCAAAGUCAACUCUAGCAGCAAGGAUUGAUUCAAUUAGAGGUGAUCCAACUGGAAAAGCUGGUCGGAACUUGUUAGAAGAAAUCCGUAAGAAGAUUGAGAAGUGGCAAGAACCACCUCCUGCAAAGCUUCCAAAACCACUUCCUGUUCCAGACUCUGAGCCUAAAAAGAAGAGAGGCGGUCGCCGCCUUCGAAAAAUGAAAGAAAGAUAUGCGGUGACUGAUAUGAUGAAGCUUGCGAACCGAAUGCAGUUUGGUAUACCGGAAGAGAGCUCAUUAGGUGAUGGCUUGGGAGAAGGUUAUGGCAUGCUCGGGCAGGCUGGAAGUGGGAGACUACGUGUCUCAGCUGCACAAAACAAACUUGCUGCUAAAGUGGCCAAAAAAUUCAAGGAGAAGAGCUAUGGUAGCAGUGGCGCGACAUCUGGAUUGACAUCUAGUUUGGCCUUUACACCAGUUCAGGGAAUAGAGCUGUCGAACCCACAGGCCCAUGGAAACCACCUUGGAAGUGGAACCCAGAGCACCUAUUUCUCUGAGACCGGCACAUUUUCGAAGAUCAGUAGGCCCUGAGGUUACAAGUCAAAAUCAGAAGGACCCGAGUUUAGAAGAGAGUAUGGUAGGGCCUGGUUUUCGUAGCAGCAAUAUGCAAGUAGGGUGGCAGCACAUGUAAAAUUUAGAGUUCUACUUUUCAGGAUGAAACCGAAUGUCCGGUCUUAACUGGUUGUGCUUGGUAAUGAUAGAAGACAUUGUUUUCAGACCUUUAGGGUGAACAACUAAGACCUAUUGAUCGAGCGACGAUGGCAUAAAUGUAAUUGAUAUCUCUCUAUAUUAAUAUAUUUCUUUUAUAAAAAAAAGAAGAGAGUAUAGUUUCUUGUUCCCAGAA